Rotaria sp. Silwood1 is the source of this 1086-nucleotide messenger RNA. NCBI's taxonomy places the organism in Eukaryota, Metazoa, Rotifera, Eurotatoria, Philodinida, Philodinidae. The record is from the annotation of a GenBank genome assembly.
AUGAAGAUUGGUACAUGGAAUGUAACAUCACUAACUGGCAAAGAAUUUGAAUUAAUCGAAGAAGCCAAAAAAUAUCAACUCGACAUACUUGGAAUUUCAUCAACGAAACGGAAAGGCCAAGGAACAUUGGCUUUGAACAAUGGGUGGCAAUUAUUUUAUUCCGGCGUCGAUCAAUCAACACAUGCACAAGCAGGAGUAGCAAUACUCUUAAAUCCACUUUUAGCGGAUGCAGUUCUGGAAUGGAAACCAAUCAAUGAAAGAGUUGCUCUUAUAAGACUUCAGCUAAAGGCAACAACACUGACAAUUAUUCAAGUUUAUGCACCUAAUAUUGAAGCAGAUUAUAUGGCAUUUCUUGAUACAGUUCUUACAGCCAUGGAAAGUGUUCCAAUGAAAGAUUUUAUUUUAUUUUUAGGAGACUUCAAUGCACAUGUUGGAAACGACUCACAGACAUGGAAUGGCGUGAUAGGACUAAAUGGUGAUCAAGAUCUCAAUAACCAAGGCCGAUGCUUAUUGGACUUCUGUGCAACAAGUGGAUUAUCGAUAAUGAAUACUUUCUUCCAGCACAAGAACAUCCACAAAUAUACAUGGUACAAGACAGGAGGGUCGAUGGCUCAGCGAUCAUUAAUCGAUUUCGUCAUUGUAUCUCAGAACCUACGACGAGCAGUGACGGAUGUACGUGUCAAAAGGGGAGCAGAACUAUCAACUGACCAUCACUUGGUUGUUUGUAUUUUAGAAAUAUCGUCGAAUCAUCCAAUAAGAAAAACCAAAUCAAAGAAAAUUACCAGAAUAAGAUGGGAAGCAUUGGCGGAUGAGGAAGCCAGACGAAAAUUUGCAAAAGAGGUGAACCAACGAUAUUCUCAGCUACCAUCGAAGGAGACCGAUAUUGAAUUGGAAUGGUUUCUAUUUCGUACAGCACUGAUGGAAGCUGCAGCAGAAGCUUGUGGAACAAAGCAAAUUGGAUUUCAACAUGGACAGAAGAAAACGGCAUGGUGGAAUGAACAAGUUCGCAAGGCCAUUAGUGAAAAGAAAACAGCAUAUCGUCAAUGGAUACAACGGCAAACACCAGAAAAUUGGCAGAACUAUUAA